Parastagonospora nodorum SN15 is the source of this 2178-nucleotide messenger RNA. RefSeq lists its product as hypothetical. Lineage: Eukaryota; Fungi; Ascomycota; Dothideomycetes; Pleosporales; Phaeosphaeriaceae. The coding region runs from base 1 to 2178 and encodes 725 amino acids. The record is from RefSeq and is a predicted model, not a curated record. The transcript is spliced from 2 exons.
AUGUCAAGGCUGAAAGACCUCCAGGACUCACAGAAAGCACUUGGAAUAGAUCAUGAAACGAAGUUCAACCAGAUCAAGGACAGCAUCAUUCAUUUGACUGGGCAAGAGCAUCAGAAACAUGUGGUACAGAUCGCAGAGCAAGGUGCUCAGCUGUUAAGCCUAAAAGCCAAAGUGGAUGCACUUUUGAAGGAGCACUCCGAUUCUUCGAAGGCUAUACGAGUCCCAGGCAGCGGGAAGUCCACUUUGAUGAAGUACAUCUCAGAAGACGAGCGGACCCGAGACAAGUUGAAGACUUGGUCACGUACAGAGAAGCUCUACAUCGGAAGCUACUUCUUCUGGAAUCAAGGCAGCGAGAUGCAGAAAAGCCGGACGGGCCUCAUGCAGUCUUUACUUUACCAGAUCCUGAGAGCUUCACCGGAACUCAUUCCACCGGAAGUCGGUGGACGACUAGAUCACGAGGUGUGGGACAUGAAUGAAAUGAUUGCCACAUUCGAGUAUAUCGCGAACCAGACUCGGUAUAGCUCCAAAUUCUGCUUCUUCAUCGACGGUCUCGACGAAUACAAUGGCGAUGAAAAUGAUAUAGCGCCGAUGUUGAAGGUAUUGAUAUCUUCUCCGCAUAUCAAGCUUUGUGCGUCUAGUCGACCAGGGCGGCUGUAUGAACAGUCGCUACGCCGCGAGGAUCGUGCCUUUGAUAUUGCGCGUUUCACCAAGGAAGACAUGCGGCACUACGUUCAAAAUCGCCUUACUGUCAACACAAAGUUUCAAAGGUUAUCCUUACAAGGAACGGGGUGCCAAAAUAUUAUUUCAAAUAUCUCUGGACAUGCACGCGGCGUUUGGCUGUGGGUGUUUCUGGUGACUCGCGACAUCCUAUAUGAGGUGGACCGUGAUGAGGGCAUACUCACGCUUCAGAAGAUAGUCAACGAGUUUCUAUCUGACCUAGAGAGGUACUUCGAACGUAUCAUCGAUAGGAUCAAGGACCGACACAAGGAGGAGAUGGCCCAGACCUUCCUGGUCACCGUUCAUGAGCUGCAACCUCUGCCUUUGUUUGCUUUUGCGCUACUUGAAAGGGAACGGACACGGCCAGACUACGCUCUCGAGACACCGAUUGAACCAGUCUCAUUGGAUGAAAUAGAGCCAAAACAUCCGGUUUGGCAAGCUCGCGUGCGCAAUAGAUGCGGGGAUCUUCUCGUCAUCGAUCCUGGGCCUCAUCCAGUGUAUCUUAGCCAUUCAGUCGACUUCAUGCAUCGAACUGUGCGAGACUUCCUCCGCGACUGCUAUCACGAUAAUCUCAGAAAUUAUCUCACACAUGAAUUCAGUCCUUUAGUAUCGCUAUGUAAGAUUCACUUGUGUCUGCUGAAAGCUUUGCCGGUCGACAACUUCAGAGACCGCAGGUCAGUCAACAGGAUCAUUGGUCUCACAGAUGAGUUACUAUACUACGCUCAUGAGGCGGAGAAAAACUGCACGCACCAGGAGCAGAGAACUCUGGACGGAUUGCUGAACGAGUUGGAUAAGGUGAACAGUCAUCAUGCGCGUAGUAUUAGAAACCACUGGACACAUGCCCGAGACUCUCCUGCGAAGUUGGGUUUCGACCAUUAUCGCGAGGGAGGACAAUGUAACUUCCUCGCGUUGGCCGUUCAGGCCAGGCUAGCCAAAUAUGUUAGUACAAGGCUGCAAGCGGACAAGCAGAUCAUGCAAAAGGGAGGCAGACCACUGUUGGACUACGCGCUUCGCCCACGCCGUGUCACUCCAAUCUCUAUGGACUACCAUACGACAAGAGACGAUCCCAGCGUCGAUAUUAAAAUGGUGGAAUUGCUCCUUGCGCAUGGCGCGAACCCAAAUCAGUCGGUCCAUCUUUACGAUGGUGAAUCUGUGUGGGCCCUGUUUCUUCUGUCUAUCCACGAGGCGAAUCGGCAAGAGGGAUCUGGCACGUCACCACCCGAGAGUCUAAAAACUGCUUGGUACGCAUCAUGCGAAGCAAUGAUUAGAGUCGGCGCUCAGUCUGAUCACAUAACUGUGGUUGUGAAGGGUCGGCCUGGGCUCAACACAACCACGAUCCUCAGUGGCGUCUUUGGACCUGAGAGGGCGAAAAUUCUGGAGGAUCAAAUAGAAGCUAUCGCAGCUCGUAAGGAAAUGGAAGGGGAGAAAAGCGAUUCUGAGAAUUUCUGUUUGAUGAUGUAA